Messenger RNA from Penicillium atrosanguineum, 1509 nucleotides. Its product is annotated as alpha-N-arabinofuranosidase. Gene Ontology annotation, molecular function: alpha-L-arabinofuranosidase activity. The transcript is spliced from 5 exons. Gene Ontology annotation, biological process: polysaccharide catabolic process; L-arabinose metabolic process. The annotation marks the transcript as partial. Lineage: Eukaryota; Fungi; Ascomycota; Eurotiomycetes; Eurotiales; Aspergillaceae. The record is from RefSeq and is a predicted model, not a curated record.
AUGACCACUUUUACCAAAUUGGAGGAGCAGGAGACCCCUGUCAUCUCCGUUCACUCGGAGCGGCGCAUCUCUAAGAUCAAUCCUAAUAUCUAUGCCGGUUUUACCGAGCACAUGGGCCGAUGCAUCUAUGGAGGUAUCUAUGAUCCUGGAAACCCGCUCUCCGAUGAGAAUGGGUUCCGUAAGGAUGUCCUCGAGGCCUUGAAGGACCUUGACAUUCCUGUUGUCCGAUAUCCCGGCGGGAACUUCUGCGCGACCUACCACUGGCUCGAUGGUGUCGGACCUAAAGAUCAGCGACCCUCGAGGCCUGAACUGGCCUGGCUCGGAACAGAGACCAAUCAGUUCGGAACUGAUGAGUUUAUGCAAUGGUGCAAAGUGCUUGGGACUGAGCCAUACCUGUGCUUCAACUUUGGUACCGGCACUCUAGACGAAGCGCUGGCUUGGGUUGAGUACUGCAAUGGUACCGGCAACACAUACUACGCCAACCUCCGCCGAAAGAACGGCCACGAGGAGCCAUACAAUGUUAAAUACUGGGCACUCGGCAACGAAACCUGGGGCCCAUGGCAAGUCGAGCAAAUGACCAAAGAGGCCUACGCCCACAAAGCCCUCCAAUGGGCCAAAGCCCUCAAACUCCUUGACCCAACCCUAAUCCUCAUCCUCUGUGGCCAAGACGGCACCGCAACAUGGGACUACUACACUCUCAAACACUGUCUCCUCCCAGCCCACUCUGCGCUCUCAACCAGUUCCGUCCCCCUAAUCGACAUGCACAGCAUCCACCUCUACACCUGCUCAUCCUCUCAUCUCCCCAACGCCACGGCUCCACUAGCAGCCGAGCGCGCAAUCGAGAUAACAUCUUCCUUGAUCGAUCUUGCGCGUAUCGAAAACAACGUACCGCCCUCCCAGCCCCGUCCGACCAUCUGCUUCGACGAGUGGAAUGUCUGGGAUCCGAUUCGCGCUGAGGGAUCCAAGGGCGCAGAAGAGAGCUAUACCCUCUCCGACGCCCUAGCAGUAGCAGUGUGGCUGAAUGUGUUCAUUCGCAAGAGCCGUGAUCUUGGCAUGGCGUGUAUCGCACAGAGCGUCAAUGUGAUCUCGCCUCUCAUGACUACCGAGGAGGGAAUCACCAAGCAGACGACUUGGUGGCCACUUUAUUUGUUCUCGCGGUAUAUGCGCGGGUGGACGGUUAGUGCGCAUGUUUCUUGUGCGACUUAUCAGGGAGAGACAGCGCCUGUUUGGUUGAGAGGGGCUAUGGAGACGCCUUGGUUGGAUGUCAGUGCUAGUGUUGGGGAGGAUGGGUUUGUUAAUCUUGCUGUUGUGAAUAUCUCGGAUGAGAAGGGGAUUGAGGCAGUUGUUGAGGGGGCGAAGGGAGACGUGAAGGUGUUUACUGUUACUGGGGCGGAUGUUACGGUUUCGAAUAUGAAGGGAAGCGAGGAAGUUAGUGUUAAGGAGGGCACUUGGGAUGGGGCUGGGAAGUAUUUCUUCCCGAAGCAUUCACUUACACUUUUGAGAUGGAAG